Oryctolagus cuniculus (rabbit) is the source of this 1029-nucleotide messenger RNA. RefSeq names its product transmembrane protein 190 (gene TMEM190). Lineage: Eukaryota; Metazoa; Chordata; Mammalia; Lagomorpha; Leporidae. Gene Ontology annotation, cellular component: inner acrosomal membrane. The record is from RefSeq and is a predicted model, not a curated record. Gene Ontology annotation, biological process: hematopoietic progenitor cell differentiation.
ACACUCCCUAGCAACGGAGUUUCCUGAGAAGGUGGCGGCCACCUGCCGCCGCCAUCAGAUCCCCCAGGGAAGGGGCGCCCGGGCCGGAGUGCUCCCAGAGCCUCCCACCUCCCCGGUGUCCCGGUGAACGAGGGCGAGCUGCCCGGCCCCAGCCCCUUGCUGGGCACCUCCUGCUGCCCAGGCUGCUGGACAGACUCUCCCCGCGCCCGAGACCCCCACCGGAGCCCCGUGCCCCAACCCUGGCUAGCUCAGGCCGGUGGGAGCCCCGCGCCCCAACCCUGGCUAGCUCAGGCCGGUGGGAGCCCCGCCUGCCCCUGCAGCCUCCCCACAAGGGGACCCUUAGCAACGGAACUUGGAAUCCUGGGGCAGGGCAGGCGGGCGGGGCCGGGCUGUUGCUGGGGCGAUGUCCUCCAGGGCUCUCCCCACAGAGGCCCCAGGGGUCUGGGGAGGCGACAUGGUGGGCUCUGGGAUCCCGGUGCUAGGGCUUCUCCUGCUGGUGCAGGGCUCCGUAGAUGGGAAUGGAAUCCAGGGAUUCUUCUAUCCGUGGAGCUGCGAGGGGGACGUGUGGGACCGGGAGAGCUGCGGGGGCCAGGCGGCCAUUGAGAACCCCAACCUGUGCCUGCGCCUGCGCUGCUGCUACCGCGACGGGGUCUGCUACCACCAACGGCCGGACGAGAACAUGCGUAGGAAGCACAUGUGGGCCCUGGGCUGGACGUGCGGAGGCCUCCUCUUCCUGAUCUCCAGCAUCUGCCUGUUUUGGUGGGCCAAGCGCCAGGACAUGCUGCACCUGCCGGUGUUCCUGCAGGGCAAAUGUGACUUGUCCAGGACGGUCUCGCUGCUGUCCAAGGACCGGGCCAGCGAGAAAAAGACGCCGUCCGUCGGCAGCGUGCCGGCCUCCCUGCCCACCGAGGCGGCGGAAACCGGGGGCACGGAGGGGGAAGGCACGGAAGGAGGCGAGGAAACAGAGGGGGGCGAGGAAGAGGAUUAGGGGCGUCCCUGGGGGACCCCUCAAUAAAGAUAGAAUGUGUA